GCAGCAACCCCAGUUGUGAGUUGUGGAGCAGGUGCUGGCAGACGCAAAGGAGAACAGGGAAAAACCUUUGUGCUUCUGUGAAGAAAGGUGCAAUAAUGGUGACUUACAGUAAGAAGGAAAUAAAAAAGCCUUGGAAACCAUAUAGCGGAUUUCAUUCUUCUAUGGGACUUGUGUAGGUAGCAGUGGUGAGAGACACAAAUUUUUACUUUGUAAGGGAGGGAGGGAUGUUCACAAGGCAGAACAAACAGUGCAACAAAGGGGCAUCUUAAAAAUUAACAACUGAAUUAGUCAAACCAGCGAAAGAAAUGAUUAAAUGUCAAAAUUGAAACAAUUUUUUUUACAAAGCUUUCAAAAAUAAAAUUAAAUAUUAGCGAAACACUGAACACUUACUCAGGAGAUUGAAGCAAAUUAGAAAAUUAAAAAUCCAAAUUAGAAAAGAUAAAAAAGCCAGCCCUUUUCAGCGGGUUGCUCUGCUGAAAGUCAGGUGCUGAAGCAAUGGGAUUGCAUAGAAAUGUAUGUGAAGGAGAGAAAGUCCUGUUCUGUUGUCUGCUACCUUUUGUGCAGAGACCUUGUUAAUACUUCUGUUUGUAUUCAUGUUGGUGUCUGGGAUGAGGACUGCAAUACUGCUGAAAAGAGGCUGAAGUUGCAGAAACUUCAAAUGCAAGAAAAAAGCUGAUGGCAGAGAGGGGACUUCAUUCAACGCAGGACUCUGCAGUCUUCAAAUGCUCCGUGGGAACAAAUACAGUAGCAGUAGUGGGACUGCAUUUCCACCUUAAGAUCCAGUGCCUUGUGAGCUCCAGCAUGUCAGCCCAAAGCUGUUAAUCUUUUCUAUAAUCACUGAAGAAAUAACUAGCACUGUAUUGUGCCGCUUUGCCUAAGCUGUAUUCAAUGAGCAGUUGUCAUGGCCAGCCUGUGUUUAGCUGCUGGCUGUUACUUUGCCAGGGAAUCUCAACCAGUCCAGCAGGGAAACAAUGCAGGAACUUAACUGUGAGAUGGCUUUUUUUGCCCAUGAGGAAUAUGGUUUGUGGCCGGGGUUCCAGCUGCACAUGAGGGGUGUCACUUGCCUGCUAGACUAUUAUAUUGGGGUGUGUAAGGAGAUACAGGUCCAAAAACAUGUGUGUGCUCAGCAGCUGUAAUAAAGUUCAAUUGUAGCUGUCUUCCAGUAUGUACAAAUUCACUGCUGUGCCCCAGCACCCAGCUUUUGGCCUAUUUCAAGCCCAUUAAAAGCAUGAAAGCUAGUAACAACUGUCUUCUUUUGACUUAACUUUUUUUUUCUUUUCUUUUCUUUUUUUUUUUUUUUUUUUUUUUUUAAACACACUGCUAUGUUGGUGCUGCCUGGGAAGGUGUGAAAAUGCAGCAUCAGGCCAAAAGUAGCACAGCCACUAUAGCCACUUGGACUGCUGUGAAGGUUACUGGUUGGGGGAAAUUAAAGAUGAACAUCAGAUUUCAAAACACUUUCCUUCGACCCUCUCCUGAUUGUCUGUGGAAAAAAAUGCAUGGGCUCUUCUUAGUCCUGGUGACAUGCACAGUAGGUGUCUCUGCUUUCAGACUCCAGCAAGUCAAAAACACAGAAAACUGCCAAGAUCACACAGUGUUUUUCAAACACUACUAUGAACUCCAUGGAGAACCUGUGGUUCUGAAAUGCCCUUCCCCCAGAUACAAACAUUUGGAUUUCUCUGCCUUGACCCCUAAUAUCACAUGGUAUAAAAAUGGUUCAAACAACAUGGUAACAGGAAGAGAUGAAGAUUCAAGAAUCUGGGCAAAAGGAAAUGCUCUCUGGUUUUUACCAGUGAUGCUAGAAGACUCAGGAGUAUAUAUCUGCACAAAAAGGAACUCCUCCUUCUGUGCCGAGGUCUCCAUCCACCUCACAGUUGUGGAGAAAACAGUUGCUCAGGAGAUUGCCUAUCCCCAGGUCCUUUUCACUUUCACCUCUGGAAAGAUUGUUUGUCCUGACCUGUGGGAUUUUACACCAAAUAGGACAAGCCUGGAGCUCAAGUGGUACAAGGAUGCUCUGCCUUUGGAAGAUGACAAUGAAAGAUUCAUCAUUCUGAAAGGUUCAGCAUCUCUGAUCAUGACAUCUGUGCUACCAACAGAUGCGGGGUAUUACACCUGCAAGAUGUCAUUUCCAUUUGAAGGUGUGGCGUAUGAAAUCACCAGGACAAUUCAACUGGAAACUGUUGAACAAGAGAAGAGAAUUACACCGAUAAUUGUGUAUCCAGCCCAAAAGACAACAUCGGCUGCUCUUGGCUCCAAGAUGACUCUCCCCUGCAAAGUGUUUGUUGGGUUGAGCAGCCACUUUCAAACUGAUGUGGAAUGGCUGGCAAAUGACACCAGUGUCGACAUGGUUUAUAAACAAAACAGAGUUACAGAAGGGGAACGACAAGAAAUUGUAGAAAACGGUGAAAACUUCAUUGAAGUACCACUGAUUUUUGAUUCUGUUGAAGAAGUGGACUUUUAUACAGACUUUACCUGUCUGGCCCAGAACAGAUAUGGAUACCAAGUACUGCCAACAAGGGUCAAGCAGGAAGCUGUUGGUCUGUCCUGGUACAUUGCAGUGAUACCUGCUGCACUGGCCUGUGUGAUUGUGGGAGUGAUAUGCAUGAACAAGUGCUGGAAGCGGAGAGCUGAAAAAAGAUAUAAAAUACCAGAGGCUUAAAAUCCACUUGGUUCUCCAACUGCCAACAGAACAAAAAAAAAAUCAACCUGGCUGUCUUUCACAUCAGAUACAGAGAGGGCAUUUCAGUCCCCAUAUAUCUGAAUUCCCAACAGACUGGUAAUAACAGGUCUUUCCCACUUUUCCCAGUCUUCUAUGAUCUGAUGAAGUUAAGAAUACAAGUUUGCAUUUUUAUGCUGCUUAGAUGCAGGAAAUCUGGUUCUAUUAUUUUGCACUUAGGGUGCAAUCUGUAGAAUUUUGGAACACAAAAUUGUGCUCUGGAUAUGGGAAGGGCAGGGAAAGGGAGGUGCGCUCACCCUUUGUAAUUCCAAUAGAUGUACUGUUUUUUUUUUUUUAAAGUAGAAGAACUCCCCUAAAAUCUAAAAAGGGAGGCUAAGGAAGCUUGCUACAGAAGGAGUAUUUGAAACUAGAGUGAAAAAGCAAUUUUUCUGUGCAACCAGACUAAAUUUAUUUUACUUCAGUCUAAAAAGAACCACUUGUUUUCCCUUUGCCAGAGCCAAAUGCAGUUGUCAUAGCAACCGUAUAUCUAUGAACUUCUCCACAGAAAAACUAAUUUUGUUCACCAUUUGGAUUACACUUUGCUUAAAUAGACUGUCUCAGAAUAUCCCGCCCCCAGAGAUAACUCCAUCUGUAUAACAGAUAACUGUACACAGAAGAAUUCAGUUCUGUUUUAUCUACCAAUAUGUUGUAGCUAGAGAUUCAUAGGCAGCUGUAACAUGUUGUCAUCUUUGCCAAGGAAAGAAUUGGAGGGAUGUUUAAGUGUUCUGAGAAUAAUUUGACUAAUAAAAAGUUUUAUUCCUGGAAGUGAUUGGACAGAUUGGCAGUAAUAAUGAACAGUCUCAUGCCUUUGUGCCUCCAGCCCUUUUGUGACCAGUAUGGUGUAGCUUCAGAUUGUGUCCUUUAAAUUGCAAUAUGCAACUUGGUUAUAUAGGAUACAAAACACUGCCUGUUAGGUUAACUUAACUAGAUUCUAGUCUUGGCAUAAAUCAUAAGGGAGCAAUAAAUAAUCAUUGACCAUGUUGUACUUUGAGGCUCAGAAUGAGUAAAAUUAUUUGGUUACUUCCUCUCUUCCUCUUCAAAGAGAUACCGCUCAUGACAGCGGAGAAAUCAUUACAUGAUAUAUAAUGUAUAUUAUCUUCAUCUGUAUAGGAGGGAAGAGAACCUGCAUUAAGGCCUAGAUUAGUUCAGAUCCAUAACAGACAUCUCUCACAUGCACCAAAUAUAAAGUUUUUUGUUCAUGUAAAUCAUCCCAGAGGAUUUUCAAACUCCAUAGGAAAAAAAAAAAUAGGAAAAACCUUGGCUCCAAAAUCCAAAUUGUAACACACUAGAGAAGUGAAUGGCUCACAUCCACCUGGGAGAGACCAUGACCUUAUGCCUUUCUUCCACCGCUUCUAGCUGGCUCUGAGUUUGGCCCAAUAAAUGUCUGGAAGUAUUUUAAAGAGUAGGAUGUGGUUUGAGUUAAGAAAUCUUCACUCUAUUAGCAAGAACAUUCAUAUGUAAUGAGAUUUAAACCAAAGGCUGCCUUUAAAUAACUCUAAAUGCUUGUUGUGAAGAUACAGGCACAGGGAUUAGAGUUCUGACGCAGUUUAGGUCCAAGACAUCCAGAGAACUGCACAGGACUCACUACUUCCAGGUGUAGAACAUUAAAGAUUACAAGGACUACAAGUUUUUUAUGGGCAGAUGGGAAAAAGGUGGAUGCAAGUGUGGAGAACAGUCAGUCCACUUGGAUAUCUGUUCUUUGAAGGGAGAAAGCUAUAGAUGAAUUGACCAGUGUUGGAGGGAACACUGAAAAUGUUUUAAGAGCAUCAGGGACGCUCAUUACUUUCAAGCAAUGCUAAUCUGUACCUAGAGAACACAUUAGGCUUGUCAAUAACUGUGAUGUUUAAAAAUGUGAUUUGCUCUUCCUUUCCAUCUGUAUCCUCCAAGAGUAGUGUGGUCAUCUACCUGGCUGUAGGUGCAGGGUUGGAUUUCACUAAGUGCUGGAAAAGAAGCAGAACUUUUUGUAUACUGAGUACUGGUGCCAUAAGUUAAAUACCUCAGAUCCUUCUCCAAAGCCAGAGAAGGAGAAAAAAAUCUGAUUGUAAGAUAAUAAUUAGGUAUUUAGGGAAUUGCUGUUACAUACUCAGUGGCAUCUUGAGUACAAUAGAAAAGUAAAGAAACAAAGGCUUACCUUUUAUGAAGUGAUAUUUCUGUCUCUGACUCCUAGUAUAAUAAUAUUCUGAAGGCUUUCCUCAUAAGUAGAUGUCUUCAGGUGAGCUACACAGUGUAAAUAUUUUAUAGAUAGAUUUGAACAAGUGAGUUACAUAAUGUAAGUUCUUUGUACUGUUUUGUAUCAUUUUACACAAGGGCAACAUGGUUUAUCUAGGUGUAGAAAAUGUUAUGUGAAAAAAUGGAAAACAAAUAAACCCAAACCAAAAUGCUGGUGUGUGAGUUGAGUGGGAAGAACGAUGUGAGAUAUGAGAUGGCUCUUUGAGGAUGGCAACUCUUUCCCAGACCUGAAAAGAAGUACAGCAUUAGGGAACAUCACAUCAAAGAUUCAGGGCUCUGCACCACAAUGUUUCUCUUCAGAAAAAUUAUGGAUGUAAUGAGGACA
Messenger RNA from Cinclus cinclus, 5267 nucleotides. Its product is annotated as interleukin-1 receptor type 2-like. The transcript is spliced from 9 exons. The record is from RefSeq and is a predicted model, not a curated record. Gene Ontology annotation, molecular function: interleukin-1 binding; interleukin-1, type II, blocking receptor activity. Lineage: Eukaryota; Metazoa; Chordata; Aves; Passeriformes; Cinclidae. Bases 1352 to 2656 code for a protein of 434 amino acids.